Messenger RNA from Amphimedon queenslandica, 4606 nucleotides. Its product is annotated as echinoderm microtubule-associated protein-like 6. Lineage: Eukaryota; Metazoa; Porifera; Demospongiae; Haplosclerida; Niphatidae. Bases 460 to 4497 code for a protein of 1345 amino acids. The record is from RefSeq and is a predicted model, not a curated record. The transcript is spliced from 28 exons. Gene Ontology annotation, molecular function: microtubule binding.
UGUUCUCGUGUUGUAAAGAAAGAAGAGAUUGAUCCUAUCAAGUGGUCCAGCUUUACUGGUGUACUAGGGACUGAAGUCCUGGGUAUUUGGCCUAAGUACAGUCAAGUGAAUGAUGUCAAUGCUACUGAUGUUUCCUUUGAUCACAAUGUCAUUGUUACUGGAGACGAUUUUGGCCUUGUUAAGCUAUUCCGCUACCCAACAGUCAAGAAAGGUGCCAAGUAUAAGAAGUACACGGGUCAUUCUGCUCACGUCACCAAUGUGAGGUUCCUCUCUGACAAGAGACAGAUCAUUUCAACCGGAGGAGGUGAUCACGGAGUGUUCCAAUGGAGGUUCCUACCCAACGGAGAGGAGGGGGAGGAGGAGGAGGAAGAGGAUGAGACUGGAGAUCCUUUACUGACUGGAGCCUAUACUGAUACUGAUAGUGAAGCUAGCGACAGCGACUUGUCUGAUGUCGGAUCGAUGGACUCUGACAUUGAGAGGGAGCAAGAAAAGAGCUAUGACAGAGUUGUGUAUCGAGAGGAUCUCGUCAAACUAAAGGAGAAGAUGCAAGAGAAGGAAAAAGAGGAGGAGUCUUCAAGGCCAGCUGGUCCAAAGCGGAGAGGAGUGAAGAGCGGCUCCGCUCAGGGAAAGAAAGAUGAACCACCUCAGUCAUCUUUAACACUGGAAUUUGUACACGGUUACCGAGGUUAUGAUUGUCGUGGCAACCUCUACUACACAAAGAGUGGUGACAUUGUCUAUCAUGUAGCAGCUCUUGGUAUCGUCUACAACAAGGACACUCACAAACAAAAAUACUACUCAUCUCACAACGAUGACAUCCUCUGCCUCGCCCUUCAUCCAACGUCUGAUUAUGUAGCAACUGGUCAGAUUGGAAGAGAUCCUAGUAUUCAUAUAUGGGAUUCUGACAGCAUGGAGUGCUUGUCUGUACUGCAGGGAGAACACUAUAGGGGAGUCUGUGCUGUUGACUUCUCAGGUGAUGGCAAGAGGUUAGCUUCAAUUGGUUUGGAUGAUGACCACAGCAUUGUUGUAUGGAACUGGAAGAAAGGAGAGAAGCUAGCAACGGCCAGAGCCCACAAGGACAAGCUCUUCAUGAUAAAAUGGAACCCACUGAACGAGAACCAACUCCUGACAGUCGGUAUGAAACACAUUAAGUUCUGGAAUCAAGUUGGUGGUGGUUUUACUUCAAAGCGUGGCGUAUUUGGUAAGCAUGGCAAACCCAUCACAAUGCUUUGUGGAGUGUAUGGGAAUAAGGAGGAACAGUGCUUUACGGGUGGAGCUGAUGGAAAGGUUUAUGAGUGGAAUAAGACAGCCUGCAUCCAUGCACUUGAGGCACACACUGGCCCUGUCUUUAUAAUAGAACCUGCUGAGAAGGGUUAUCUGACUGGUGGUAAAGAUGGUCAUGUUAAGCUCUGGGAUGAUUCGUUCCGAUCAGUAUUAAAGUCAUACCAGCUUGAACAGGGCAAGGUUGUCUCCCCCUCUUCACUGACGGUUGACUCUCCUCCUGUCAGAGCUAUAUCCCUAGGAGCUGACUCAAUCCUUGUUGGAACUAAGAACUCUGAAAUACUUGAUCUCCACAAGAAUGGUGAGAUUAGGAUACUUAUACAAGGUCACAUGGAAGGAGAGUUGUGGGGAUUAGCUGUCCAUCCGGUUAAACCUGUUAUAUGUACGGGUAGUGACGAUGGUACUGUGAGGCUAUGGGAUACCGAUAAACACUCCAUGAUUGAUGUUGUUACAAACGUUGGUAAAGCAGUGAGGUGUGUCGCCUUCUCUCAUGACGGAGGAGCACUGGCUAUUGGCAUGAAAGAUGGUAGUUUUAUUGUGAUUAAUACUGAUUCUAAGGAGAAACUUGCUUCAUUCAAUCACAGGAAAGAAGAACUCUCUGAUAUCAAAUUCUCACCAAACGGGAAAUAUCUUGCAGUUGGCUCUCAUGAUAAUUUCGUUGACAUAUACAGUCUUGUUGGUCAGAAGAGGGUCGGAAUUUGCAAAGGAAUGUCAAGCUAUGUGACACAUAUCGACUGGGAUCAGCUAGGUAAACUGAUACAGCUCAAUACUGGUGAUAGAGAAGUCCUUUAUUUCGAGGCCCCGAGAGGCAAGCAACAGUUCAUCACUAAAGAAGACGCAACUGAGAUAACGUGGGACACCUGGACCUGUGUCCUUGGUGAGUCCUGCACCGGUAUAUGGCCACCAUAUACCGAUGUCACCGACGUUAAUGCGUCCUGUGUGUCGCGUGACGGCCGAGUGAUUGCAACCGGUGAUGACUUUGGAUACGUUAAACUAUUCAAGUAUCCAUCCUUUGGUAAGCAUGCUAAGAGCAAGCAGUAUGUGGGUCACUCUGCCCACGUCACUAAUGUACGCUUCAGCUCUGACAAUAAUAAACUGAUAUCCACUGGUGGAGGUGAUACUAGCAUACUUGUGUGGUCCCAUGAUGGAGCUCCUUCUCUCUCUGCCCUUGAGGAAGGAGAGAACACUGACAGUGAAGAUGAGGAAGAAGGUGGGUUUGAUAGUGACGUUGAGAGAGAGAGGACCAUCGAUUAUGUGAGUAAGACUUAUGUUAAUCCGAUACGUGAGGCUACUCUGGGUGGAGCUAAACCACAACCUGUCGAUUCAUCUCUGAAGGCGCCUCGUAAAGGUGCCAGUCGGAAUGUGACCGUAACACCAAAAGUGACCACUAGACCAGAAGAAGAGACUGUUGAUGUUAAAGAUUUGUCCCUAGACUUUAUAUUUGGGUAUCGUGGUUUCGACACUCGUCAGAACCUGUUCUACACCUCACCAAACCAGUUUAUAUAUCAUGCUGCUGGUGCCGGGAUCAUAUACAACGAGGACACACAGACUCAGAGUUUCUAUUUAGAGCACAAUGACGACAUCGUGUGUCUUGCCCUGAACCCCAGCCCCAAGGCUCCUAAUGUUGUUGCUACCGGUCAAAUUGGAAAGAACGGUCCAGUACACGUUUGGGAUAUUGAGAAGAGACAGCCGCUCUCAAUACUCCAGGGGGCCCACUCUGUGGGGGUCUGUAGCGUUGAUUUCAGUCACAAUGGGAAACUGUUGCUGGCAGUGGGUCUUGAUUCUAAGCACUCUAUUACCGUGUGGAGGUGGGCUGAAGGUACUAAGAUGGCUCAGGCUACUGGUAGCGUCAAUAGGAUAUUCCUUGCUCAGUUCAGACCUGAUUCAACUAACAAGUUUGUGUCCGUUGGUGUCCAGCACGUUCGGUUCUGGAGUCUUGCCGGCUCUAAGCUCCUGAGUAAGAGAGGGACCAUCAACGUCAGCAGCAAAACCGACUAUAGAAUGCAGACCAUGCUGUCAAUUGCAUUUGCUCCUAAUGAUGUCACAUUUACCGGUUCCAUCAGUGGUGACGUGUUCAUGUGGAAAGGUCACAUACUGUCUAAGGUCAUAGAGAGGGCCCACACUGGGCCUGUCUUUGCUAUGUACAGCUCACUUAAAGAGAACAAGAUCAUUUCCGGAGGCAAAGAAAGAAGUACUGAUGCUGUUGUUAAAGUAUGGGACAUUGGAAUGAAGGAGGCUCAGGAGUAUAAACUCACCCAGUGUCCUAAAUCAACCGUUCGAUCCAUCUCUCAAGGAAAUAAUGGUAAGAUAUUAGUUGGUACCCAAAGCAGUGAUAUACUGGAGAUAGACACUAAUACCUCUGAAUCUAAGGUAUUGCUUCACGGUCACUCUGAGGGUGAGCUGUGGGGUCUGGCCGUCUCACAGCAGUCACAUGACUUUGCUACUGCGUCAUGUGAUAAGACAGUCUGUACCUGGUCUCUUGAUACUAAGACAUGUCUUAAUGUCCGUCAGUUAGAUCAAGAAGCGGCUUCCACUGACAUAUCACCUGAUAGUGAGCUCCUUGCUGUUGGGCUCCACAACGGAGAAUUCUUGAUACUCAAAUUUGCCGAUUUGAGCCAAUUGGUAGCUCAAAAGAGAGACAGGAGCAAAGCCCUACAAGUAGUCAAGUUCAGUCCUGAUGGUGUUUUGCUUGCAGUGGGUUCUGAUGAUGCUUGUGUUGAUAUUUAUGAUAUCAGUUCCCUUGGGGAUAAGGGUCCGGUACGCACUAGCUAUUGCCGGGGUAUACCUAGCAGUGUGACUCACAUUGACUGGUCUAACGACUCCAAAUACCUACAAACUUGUUGUGGCUACGACAAAAAGUUAAUUUUUGAGGCUCAAACAGGCAAACUGGUUACUAACCCUGAAGGAAUAACUUGGGCUACCUGGACCUGCAUACUUGGCGAAGAAGUUCAAGGUAUUUGGCCUAAAAAUGCUGACAAGGCAGACGUCAAUACGGCACAUGUGAAUCCAUCUGGUACUGCCGUUGCUACCGGAGACGAUUAUGGGUGUGUCAAAUUGUUCCCCAAAUUCCCAGUCUCUGAGCCAUAUGCUAGUCAUAAAAAAUUCUUUGGUCAUUCUGCUCAUGUAACUAACGUCAAGUUUACAUUUGAUGACAAGUAUUUGCUGUCUGCUGGUGGCGAUGAUUCAUGUGUCUUUGUCUGGUCCUGCAAAGAAGAUUGAAGCUCUCCUUGUGUUGCAAUAACUUUUGAUAGCAAAAACUUUUAGCAUGAUAGCGGUAUAGUCAGACUGUAGUGGAUUUUUUCUUAUUUUAAAUCAUAAUUGAUCAUUA